Molecule: messenger RNA, 894 nt
Organism: Ananas comosus (pineapple)
Lineage: Eukaryota; Viridiplantae; Streptophyta; Magnoliopsida; Poales; Bromeliaceae
Exons: 3
Coding region: 1-894 (297 amino acids)
Source: RefSeq, a predicted model, not a curated record
AUGAAAUGCAACGACCAUAAGAUAACCGCACGAUGCCAUGUCUCAGAUUGUCCUUGGAGAAUAAAGGCGCGUCAAGUACCAGGAAUUGCUCAAUGGUGGGUGAAGAAAUUUGAUUCGCAACACACUUGUAGCAGGGCAAUAGGGGGAUUGGGCCACAGGAAUUGCGAUGCGGCUUUUAUAGCAGCAUUUGUUAGGGAGCAGGUGGUGGCAAACGAGAAAUACACGCUGAAGAUGGUUCAGACCGAGAUUCUUCGGCAGCACGGCGUAAAAAUUUCAUACUGGAAAGCCUACCGGGCCAGAGAAUUGGUCCUUCAAGAGAUGCGCGGCGAUUUCGAGAGCUCGUUCGCUCUACUUCCCUCGUACAUGCAAGAGUCGAGGAGUGGAGAUGCGGAAACAUGUUUCCAAUUACUUUACCAGGACAAGGGUCAUUUUCACCAUUUCUUCUGGGCAUUCGGUGCAGCGAUUCGAGCAUUCAGGAAGCACUGCAGGCCGUUGAUUGAAACCUUCCUAACAGGUAAGUUUAGAGGUUGUCUGCUGACGGCAUCAUGUAUUGAUAGGAAUAACUGCAUAUUGCCAUUGGCGUGGGCAGUUGUUGAAGCUCAUGGUUAUUGUAUUUACCAUCUGUCUACCAAUCUCCUGCACGCGCCAAAGAAUACACCUGCGUGGAGAAGAUUUUGGGCGGCGGCGCGUGCAUACACUGUCGCGGAGUUUAACGAACACAUGGGAAAGAUGAAGGAGUUGAACCCCGAACAAUACAAGUAUGUGGUCAAGCUUCCUCGGCAUAGGUGGGCUACCGAUUGCUUCCUAGGAAGGCGUUAUUCAAUGCUCACUUCCAAUUGUGCCGAGACGAUAAAUAGUGUAAUUCGACAUUUAAAGGGCCUUCCAAUUACCUAA